CCUUAUCUUCAAGCUUCAGACGAAAAUACUUCAGUUGAUAGCCACAUAAUCUAACUUGCUUAAGGCAAAAAUUCAAUUUUCUAAUGUUGCUGAAUAGCAUUAGCAGUUUACGGCCUGCAUUACUUAUAUCACAAUCUAAUUCAACCAAUUUUCAUGGGUAUAAAAACGUCGAUUCUUCUUAUCGAAACUUAAUUUGCAAUUUAUCAUGGUACAAAUUCUGUAAUACGAGCACCCCAACUGGUAAAACAUUAUGUUGCAGGGCAAGGAGAAGAGUAAGAUAUGACAAAGAAGAUUAUGAAAGUUAUGGUUACAAUGAAGAAAUAGCUAUAUUGGAAAUGUAUAGCCAGUCAGCCAGAGGAGAAGCUCUGCUUGUGACAGCUAUGGUUGAUGAUCAACAAGUAGAAGUUCUCAUCUUUAAGGGAUUUUCUUCAUGCUUGAGUUAUGGGACAUCCCCAGAUCCAUCAAAAAGUGUUCUUCCACAAAGAGCAAGAAUUAUGUCAAUAGACAGGAUUAAGGGUCCUUUCAACCCCAACAAUAUUGAGUACAUUGAGAAAGGUUUGACAUGGGAGACAUUUAAAAGCCGUUUUGCUUCUACUAAUACUAAUGAAUAAACUUCAUUAUUCUUCAAUUAGCGUUUCCCAAGAUUUGAUUCACAUCUUGAUCUUUUCUUUUUUAAGAUCUCCAGCUCUUUAAGUCAAGCCCUGUAAAUCAGCUAUUACAAGAAUAAAAUUUCAUAGAGAUACGCAUUACAUAUGCUCUCUUUGUUCGCAAUUUUUUGUCAAAUUAAAAUAUAAUUGGAAUUAGUAAUAUGACAAUUAAAUGUAUUUAAUCUAGCUAGAUAGCUUUAAUUGAUGUCUUUCCUGAAUGCAAGUAAAAAAAAAAUAUUUCUUUUGUGCAAAAAAACUGGAUUGAUUCCAAGUAUCAUGUAGUAAUUCUAUUAACAAUGUUGCAUUUGUUCUUCCAUGACCCUAAAUAAGUAGUGCGAGUAACAGAAAUAAC
Messenger RNA from Chenopodium quinoa (quinoa), 999 nucleotides. RefSeq lists its product as uncharacterized. The coding region runs from base 84 to 611 and encodes 175 amino acids. Lineage: Eukaryota; Viridiplantae; Streptophyta; Magnoliopsida; Caryophyllales; Amaranthaceae. Gene Ontology annotation, cellular component: chloroplast. The record is from RefSeq and is a predicted model, not a curated record. The transcript has 2 exons.